Acanthosepion pharaonis is the source of this 1452-nucleotide messenger RNA. Lineage: Eukaryota; Metazoa; Mollusca; Cephalopoda; Sepiida; Sepiidae. The record is from the annotation of a GenBank genome assembly.
AUGUUUCUUAAUUUCUCCCAAUUCUUUCUUAUUCAAAUUUCUUUUUUUCAGUCCUUUUUUGUUUUUUAUUUCUUUCUUCUUCCUUAUUUUUUAUGGAUGCUGUGUUUUGUUUUACAGUUUCUUCAUUUUUUUUUCCUUCAAAUUUUCUUUCGUUCUUUUUUUUUCGCUCUUUCUUUCUACCUUCUUCCUUUUCUAAUUUUAUCUCAGAUUUCCUUUCUUUAUUUUCUUAAAUCUUUUCUAUCUUAUAUUCUUUCUUUGUUUCUUUUUUUAUAUCUUUCUUUCUCGUUGCCUUUCCUUCCCUUAUUCUUUCUUAUUGCUUUACUUAAUGCCAUCCUUCAAUCAUUUUUCAGUUUAUUCAUUCGUUCUCCAUUUCUUCUUUCUCAUUUUCUUUUAUUUCCGCUUCAAUUUUUUCCUUCCUCCCGCCUUCCACCAUUUCUUUCUUUUUUCUUUGCUACUUUCUUUAUUUCUUUACUCUUUUCUUUUUCUUUCUUUCUUUCUUUCUUUCUUUCUUUCUUUCUCUUUUUCUUUCUUUCUUUCUUUCUUUCUUUUUUCUUUGUUACUUUCUUUGUUUCUUUAGUCUUUUCUUUUUCUUUCUUUCUUUCUUGUUUCUUUGUUACUUUCUUUGUUUCUUUAGUCUUUUCUUUUUCUUUCUUUCUUUCUUUCUUUCUUUUUUCUUUCUUUUUUUGUUACUUUCUUUGUUUCUUAAGUCUUUUCUUUUUCUUUCUUUCUCUCUUUCUUUCUUUCUUUCUUUCUUUUUUCUUUGUUACUUUCUUUGUUUCUUUUAGUCUUUUCUUUUCUUUCUUUUUUUCUUGUUUCUUUUGUUACUUUCUUUGUUUCUUUAGUCUUUUCUUUUUCUUUCUUUCUUUCUUUCUUUCUUUUUUCUUUCUUUUUUUGUUACUUUCUUUGUUUCUUAAGUCUUUUCUUUUUCUUUCUUUCUCUCUUUCUUUCUUUCUUUCUUUCUUUUUUCUUUGUUACUUUCUUUGUUUCUUUAGUCUUUUCUUUUUCCUUCUUCCUUUCUUUCUCUCUUUCUUUCUUUCUUUCUUUUUUCUUUGUUACUUUCUUUGUUUCUUUAGUCUUUUCUUAUUCUUUCUUCCUUUCUUUCUCUUUCUUUCUUUCUUUCUUUUUUCUUUGUUACUUUCCUUAUUUCUUUACUCUUUUCUUUUUCUUUCUUUCUUUCUCUCUUUCUUUCUUUCUUUAUUCUAUUUUUUCUCAUUAACAUCUUCAUUCAUCAGUAAUUUUUCUCUCUCCUUUUCUUUUGUUUUUGCUUUAAAUUCCAUUCCUUCCUUCCUUCCUUCCUUCCUUCCUUCCUUCCUUUUUUCUUUUUUUCUAUCUUGCAUUUAUAAAAUAAUCGGGUCAUGUAAUCAAUCAAUCAAUCUAUAUAUAUCACAUUCUGCAUCUAUCUAUCUAUCUAUCUAUCUAUCUAUCUAUCUAUCAAUCACAUUCUGUAUCUAA